CAGCCCCCUUUCCCACACGUCACCGUGCGGAAUCUUUAAAGGAUCCGUUGACUGUAUAACAUGGCACAGUAUAAAGGAUCAAGGAGUUUGAGCAGCAUGAAGACACAGUCACCAAUGGUAGAUAUGGCCAAUAACAACGACCCUCUACCCCCAGGAUGGGAAAUUAAAAUUGACCCACAGACAGGAUGGCCUUUUUUUGUGGAUCACAUUAAUCGCACAACAAGCUGGAAUGACCCCAGACACGAUGUCAAAAAGGUCAGCCAGUUGUCUCAAAAUGGCCCAAGUGUGCCACCAGAGCCGAGUCCUCAGGAGAUGCAGAAGGCCUUUGUGAAGGACAUGAAGCACCCCACCCUCCGCCAGGGUUACAUCCCAAUCCCAGUCUGCCAUGAAGGCGCAGACCUCCGUCAGCAACACCCGUGUUUCUCCUACAUCCAGCCGACUGCUCUGCAAAAUAUACGGGCAGAAGGGCGGACACCCUCCCCCACCCCGACACUCCACUGCAGGCCUAGAUCUCCUUUGCAGGGUUCCUCCGAGAGCUCUACUCCUGAGCCCUGCAUGUCCUGUUCGCCUAGUUUACAAGGACCUGAGGGCCAUCCCCUCCACCAGCCCCCGCGACCCAGCAGCACUGGCCUCCAGGCAGGUUACAUCCCCAUCCCAGUGAUCCACGAGAGGGCCGGAGGUCACCCACAACAAGCCCCUGUCAAUCCCGCUCUCUACACCCAGCGCUUUCCGGCUUACUCAGAGCACCAGCCCUCCUUCCACCGACUGCAGCCAGAGGACUGGAGCAGUCAUCAUGGAGCCACGCCCUCUUCCCGGGAGCGAGCCUCCCCGUCCCCGAGCGUGCCUCCCCAGCACCGUGAGACUGCCGCCAUCCAUAUCCCACCGCAUAUAAGGAGCCAGUCUCCCCUCAGAGCACAGGUCAUUACAGAGAGACCACAGGUCCAGGUCCACCACCAUGUGCCACAGAGAGAAUCACCCCACAGAAUGGAGCAGGAGCAGGAGAUCUCUCAGUAUCCCCAAGCAGCGCAGAGAGAGGCUGACUCACAGCAGCGUCAACAGCCACAGAUCUCACAGCAACCACAGCAGCCACCACAACAGUACCAAGGACCACAACAACCACAGCAGCAACAACAUUAUCAACAACAGCCACUACAAUACCAACAACCACAACAUUAUCAACAACAGCCACUACAAUACCAACAACCACAACAACCACAACAGCCACAGCAGCCACAACUCCCACAGCAGCCACAACAGCCAAAACAACCACAACAAUACCAACAACCUGAACAGUACCAAAAAUCACAACAAUCACAGCAGCCACAGCAGUACCAACAACCUGAACAGUACCAACAGCCACAACAGUACCAACAGCCACAACAGUACCAACAACCUGAACAGUACCAACAACCUGAACAGUACCAUCAACCUGAACAGUACCAACAACCACAACAGUACCAACAGCCACAGCAAUACCAACAACCUGAACAGUACCAAAAACCACCACAACAGUACCAACAGCCACAACAAUACCAACAACCUGAACAGUACCAACAACCACAGCAACCACAGCUGUAUCAACAACCACAACAGUCCCAGCAACAACCACAACCUCCACAACAACCCCAGCCACAGCCGCAACUGCAGCCGCAACAGACAGCAAACAUCACAGUCCAAAUGUCGCCGAAACCAGAAGCCCAGGAGCCAGUGGCUGUUCCUGCUCCACAGGAGGACUUUCCCCCAAAAUCAGAAAAUGAGCCUGCCGCUCAGUGUCACCCAGGCUUGGCUAAAGUGCAAAAGAUAGAGGAGAGAGUGGCGAAACUGGAGCAAGAGGUGAAAUGCUUUGAUGGGAAGAAGAAUGAUAAGAGGUACUUGCUGCUGGAGGAGCUGUUGACCAAAGAGCUUUUGGCACUAGACUCAGUGGACCCAGAGGGACGUGUGGACGUGCGACAGGCGCGACGUGACGGAGUCCGGAGGGUCCAAACCACGCUGGAUGCACUGGAGAUGCUGGAUGAGCGGCCAUCGGGCUCAGUCAAUGAGUCCCCGAUGGAGGGUGACAGCCCGCCACAGAAAGUAGAGCAGCCCAGCAUGAUCAACCAAGCGAAUGUGGAAAUGGCCAGAGAGAUCUCAUAAUGACUCCAUAGUUUUAUUAUAGUGAAGAGGAGAGAAAUGUAAUCAAAGAUACCGUGGAAAUGGGCUGCUCUCAAUGCUCCCUAUACCCGCCUUUCAACUGCAGAUAUCACAUAUGAACUAUACGAUGCAUGUAUUACUUAAUUUACAGUGUUGGUAUUGUCUGGCAUUCACCACAUAUGUGAUGGUGGUAUCCUAGUGCAUCAUGUAUUCAAUGAUGUUAAGCCAUUGUUGUUGCCUUUUGCUGUGCCAAUGUCUUUUUGCGAGACCAUUUUCAUGAUCAAUGUGUUAAAGAGACAAGCAUAAUAGAGGUUAUAGAAGAGGCCUUUAUCCAUCCAUAUAUAUAUAUAUAUAUAUAUAAGACUAAAAUGUACCUGUAUGUAGUUAAUUUCGGGUCAUGUGAUGUGGUUGUUUUUAAAGUUAUUCAAUAAGAAGAACACUGGUAUGUAGAGUAGUAGACAACUUCUCUAUAAGAAAGGGCUUCUGUGGAAAUUGUAAGAGAUGUUUAAUAUUUCCUUCUUUUAUUUUUAAUCCACUACUUCGAGAAACAAUAUUUACCUCAGAUUCUGUCAGAAGAAAUGGGACAAAUCAAUGUUAGUAAAUGUUAAUGACUCAGUCAUAGAAAAAUAUUUAUUUUUGUGCCUCAGAUGACAGAGCUACUUGAGAGAAAAAUCUUAGGUUUUUAUUUGGUUUUUUUUGGAGAAAAAAAUAGGUUAUUUCACACACAUACCCAUCAAUUGAUAUGGUUCAUUUGGGUUUCAUUAGUUUCAGCCUGUAGGUGCAUUGCCUGUUUUGCUGUCUUGGGCCUGCAUAAGAAAUCUUCCCCUUUAUCUUUUCCCCUUAAAGUUUCCUUAACUUUAAGUCAGUUGCAUAAAACAUUUUAAGGUGAAUUUACAUUUUAUGCUUCAUUUACUAUGGAUAUCAUAUCAAUGUACACAGCAAAUGUGGAGGUCAAUGUUGCUUUCCUCUGCCCUGGUUGCAAAAGGAAAACAUCAACCAGCUAGCUAGGUGUAUACAGUGCAUUAGGAAAGUAUUCAGAGCCCUUGACUUUUUCCACCUUUUGUUUUACAUUAAACAUUUAAUUUAAAAAGUAUUCAUAACCUUUGCUAUGAAACUCCAAAUUUAGCUCAGGUGAAUCCUGUUACCAUUGAUAAUCCUUGAGAUGUUUCUCCAGCUUGAUUGGAGUCCACCUAUGGUAAAUUCAAUUGGUUGGACAUGAUUUGGAAAGGCACACACCUGUCUAUAUAAGGUCCCACAGUUGACAGUGCAUGUCAGAGCAAAAACCAAGCCAUGAGGUCGAAGUUAUUGUCUGUAGAGCUCCGAGACAGGAUUCUGUCAUGGCACAGAUCUGGGGAAGGGUACAUUGAAGGUCUCCAAGAACACAGUGGCCUCCAUCAUUCUUAAAUGGAAGAAGUUUGGAACCACCGAGACUGUUCCUAGAGCUGGCCAAACUGAGCAAACUGGGGGAGAAGGGCCUUGGUCAGGAAGGUGAAAAAGAACCCGAUGGUCACUCUGACAGAGUUCCCCCUUGAUGUGCAAGAAAGUAAUAGAAACUUGCUUUAUUAUCUGAAUCAAUUUGUUUCUCCUGUCUUGAAUGUAGAAGUUCUAUUUCGCUAUCUUUCAAAACAAAUGUGAUCUCUUUGCCUAAUGUUCAGUCAGUGAAUCAGGUCAUAUCCCUGGUAACCAGAAACUCUUUCUGUCAAACAUGCCUUCAAACUACUGUAAAUCCCCUUAAGUAUGCACUUACCUAAGGAAAAUGUUUGAGGGGCUCUAUGCCAUGCCCAAACAGAUCCCUUAGGUUAGGGGACAUUUAAUCCUUAUGAGAAACACUUCAGGUGUAUUAUGCACACAGGCCCUGGCACUUAUUUCACCAUUAUAAUAGGCCUAUAUUUAAAUUUUAUGAAAGGAUCUUGAUAUGUGACAUACAACAAUUCCAUCCAUUGACAUUUGAUUCAAGUCUAUGGUGUAACGUUUGACAUUUCUAGAUUGUUUGAAGAAUUGUUCAUUUGUAAGUUCACUUGCAAUGUCAUCCAAAUAACCUUCAUAUAUUUUAUUUAAAGAGAGGAAUGAUUUAUUAAUUCAAGAGUACAUUGAGAAAUUUUGGAUGUGAGCUGACUCAUCUCACAUGACAUGUGAGGCUAUCAGCAUCAAAUGCUAAUCAAGAAUAACAAUUCAAGGGUCAAUGUGUCAAUGUAAAAGUAUGGAUUUUUUAUCACAGCUUGUGCUUUGGAGUGUUGACAGCUUGGAGUCACGUUGGCAUGGUUGCAAAUAAAAUGUAUUAUU
Messenger RNA from Oncorhynchus masou masou (cherry salmon), 4413 nucleotides. RefSeq names its product BCL2 associated athanogene 3 (gene bag3). Lineage: Eukaryota; Metazoa; Chordata; Actinopteri; Salmoniformes; Salmonidae. The transcript is spliced from 4 exons. The record is from RefSeq and is a predicted model, not a curated record. Gene Ontology annotation, molecular function: protein-folding chaperone binding. The coding region runs from base 61 to 2133 and encodes 690 amino acids.